GACUGUUCAGUUCACUAGGGUUCACAAUUUUUUACGUUGACCAAAUUUCCUACACUGCUCAGCCUCAGCGCCUCUCAGCGCUUGUCUCGUUCAUAAUCAUAAUCAUUUCUCAUUUUUCAAUUUUCAUUGGCCGCCGCGGUCGUGUAAAAAUUUCAAUCAUUCAAUUUCAAUGAUAGUUCGAAACCUAUAUACCUACACGUAAUGAUGAUCUUUCUUUGAUUUUCUAUUUUUCAACUGUGUUACAUCGAUGAAAGAUUACUGAAGAAAACAAACACGUACGUCGUUAUGUCAUCGAAUACUGAAAACAAAAUCCGAAAAACUUUGCUGACUCCUUGUCGACACGUUGGAUUAAAAAGGAAAUCAGUGGGAAAUACUCCAAAUACUUCGUUUGAUCUGACUAAUUCUCCGUCACCUUUACCGCAUGUGCCGAAUACUAUAGUCAACAGUUCUUUAACUGAUUCCGGUACCAUUACCGUAACUCCAACUCGACAUGGAAUUGAAAAAUCUGGUUCCCGUUCUCGGCCAGGAAAAAAAUUGAAAGUAUUGACGCAUCUAGUUAAUGAUCCACAGACUCCUUCAACUUCAGAAACGAUCGAAGAAGUUUCUAAAGUUCCCGACUACGAAGAAGAUGAAGGAAAUGAUACUGAUUCGCAAAUUGAAAGAAUUGAAAAAAGGAUAUCCGAGAAGAAAUCUGAGAUUGAGAAACUUGAGAUGAAUUCUAAAAACGUCAAGCAGCAUAACCUGAUCACUCUCAAUUCCUUGAUAAUCAAAUGGAGGCGAGCUUGUCAAACAGCUCUCAAAGAUCUUUCGCAUGAAUAUCAAAAUCUAGAUAAACAACUUACAAUGUCGAUUCUACUGAAGCAGCUUGGUAUACCGUACGAAUUGGUUCGAUAUUCGGAAACUGAACUGGAUUUUCAAGAUUGAAUUGAUCGGAGAAAGAGGAUGGAUUCGUAUUGAAUGGAUACGCGCGCUUAAUACGAGUAACACGAAAGCUUAAAAUGUUGAUAUAGCGAAGUCUGUUUUUAUCAGUUUGUUUUAACGUAAUAAAACGCAUAUGUCGUGUUACACGGGACAUUUUUACUUUAAAAUUUGUAUUUAAUUAUUAAAACAUUUUAGUUAAUUGUA
This is a messenger RNA of Planococcus citri (citrus mealybug), 1125 nucleotides long. RefSeq lists its product as uncharacterized. Gene Ontology annotation, cellular component: Swi5-Sfr1 complex. The coding region runs from base 286 to 924 and encodes 212 amino acids. NCBI's taxonomy places the organism in Eukaryota, Metazoa, Arthropoda, Insecta, Hemiptera, Pseudococcidae. The transcript has 4 exons. The record is from RefSeq and is a predicted model, not a curated record. Gene Ontology annotation, biological process: positive regulation of DNA-templated transcription; double-strand break repair via homologous recombination.